CCCACCCUACCCAUUGCCAUCCCUACCCCUCUCCUUUCUUUCUCUCGCUAUUGUUUCUCCGGUCCGGUCUUGUCCUUUUCCUUCAUCCAGCCAAGCCAACCACAGAGAAUUAGCGAGAAGAGAAUGGUGGAUGCAGAAGCUCCCAAAACUCAGCUAAAAAGAUUGAAACUUUUGUGUGGGUGUGGAUAUGAACCAAUCCCACGUGGAUACCUAAUACCUAUUACCCGCCAUUUAACAUGCAUCCAUCUCAUCUUUUCCCUUCUCCACUCUGUACUGUUAUCCAGAAAAUCUUCUUUCAGCCUAAUCUUUAUUUGUACGCACCCUGUAAUUACAUUCCAUGCCAAUGAAAUUCCUAUUUUUGAUGGGUACCCAUGAAAGGCCAUUUUAGUGAGAUGAGAUUCCUUUAUUGUAAGGCUGAGAAUUGGAGCCCCCACUGUUUUGUCCUCUUCUUUGAAUGUGAUUACCUUUGCAGUUGGGAGGGGAGGUGCUCUUCAGCUGCAACCAUAAUUGAGUGGUUUGAAUAAGGGAGAGAAGGCGAGGGAGGGGAAGCCAGAUGUGUACAAAGAAGUCCUGCGAGAUGGAUGUUUCACUGCAACUACAACCCCACUUGGCCCUGUAAUUGCAGUUAAGGUGUUUGAUGUUUUGACUGGCUCAGGGGAGCAGCAUUUGCUCUCUACUGCCAUUAUUAGGGAAAAGCCCAGAUGGCGAUAUGAUUCUUUCUAUUAAGUAGUUGUUCUCUCUCUCUCUCGCUGCCAUGGUGGAGCUUGAUGAUCACCAGAAGGAAGCUGCACCACCAACUACAACAACUGUUUCUUUCAAUAUAGCAUGUCAAAAAGGAAGGAGCUUCUUUCUGCUGCCAUGAAGAGAACUAGUGACUGGAUUUUCUCCCAGGAAAUUUCCAGCGAUGUUACAGUUCAUGCUGGUGGAGCUUCUUUCUCAUUGCAUAAGUUUCCCUUGUUGUCAAAGUCAGGCUACAUAAGAAAGCUAGUGUCCGAAAGUAGUGAUGCUGAUCUAUCCGAGAUUCAAAUCCCCGAGAUCCCCGGUGGGCCAGAAGCAUUUGAACUCGCAGCAAAGUUCUGCUACGGAAUCAACUUCGAGAUAAGCACAGAAAACAUUGCAGUCCUUCGAUGCGUGGCAGAGUAUCUGGAAAUGACUGAAGACUGCUCAGUUGGAAACUUGGUGUCGAGAGCAGAAGCCUACCUAAACGAGGUGGUGCUCAAGAGCCUCACUGGUGCAGUUUCUGUCUUGCACCAUUCGGAAAGCCUCGGCCAUAUUGCAGAGAAAGUGAAGCUGGUGAGCCGAUGCAUAGAUGCCAUAGCACUCAUUACCUGCAAUGAAACCAAAUUCUCUAUCUCAGGCAGGUCUGACGGUGGUACUACAUUGGAGGCCCAACCAAAGCCUAUAGUUCAUUGGUGGGCUGAAGAUUUAACUGUUCUCAGGAUUGAUCUAUUUCAGAGAGUUCUAAUUGCAAUGGUGUCGAGAGGGUUCAAGCAGUAUGCCCUUGGCCCUGUACUCAUGCUCUAUGCUCAGAAGUCCCUCCGAGGUUUGGAGACAUUUGGCAAGCCUAAGAAAAAAAUCGACCCGCAACAAGAGCAUGAAAAAAGGGUUGUUUUAGAAACCAUAGUGAGCCUGCUGCCGAGGGAGAGAAAUGCAAUGUCUGUAAGCUUCCUAUCCAUGCUGCUUCGAGCUGCAAUCUACCUCGAGACAACUGUUGCUUGCAGGCUUGACUUGGAGAAGAGGAUGGCUUCACAGUUAGGCCAAGCUGUGCUAGACGAUCUGUUGAUUCCUGCAUAUUCAUUUACAGGGGACACGCUGUUCGAUGUGGAUACAGUGAAGCGGAUCAUGAUGAACUACACUGAAAGCGAAGCGGAAGCUGCUGGGAAAAUCAGAUUGGGUGGGUACCAUGUUGGUGACGAUGAUUAUGGCUCUCUUCAGCUGAGUGAUAUGGAGAGGGUUGGGAAGCUGAUGGAGAAUUACUUGGCUGAAAUAGCCUCGGACCGGAAUUUGGGCGUUUCGAAGUUCAUUGGUCUUGCUGAACUUGUUCCUGAACAGUCGAGGAUUGUGGAAGACGGGAUAUAUCGAGCCAUUGACAUAUACCUUAAGGUGCACUCCCUUAAACUCUCCUCAACGCACAGUUUAGUUUUCUGUUUUAGCACCCGAGUUACAUCUUAUGGAUUUUUCUACAACUAGAACCCGAGUUACAUGGGUCAAUUUUGUAGGGUGAAUGAUUCGGUUCACACUUUUCUCGCCGGCAACCACACCGAACCUGUUUGUGAUAUAAAAAAGAGUUGGACUGAACGAAUGCUAUUAAAUUUUGAUGUCCUGCCGUAUGCUUAAAUUAAAGGAGGAAAACCAAUCAAAUGCAUCAUGAUAAUUGAUAAGCUGAGUCUUCUGAUAGAUUGCAACAGGCUCAUCCAGGGAUAAGCGACAUGGAGAGGAAGAAAGUGUGCAGCGUAAUGGACUGCCAGAAACUCUCUCGUGAGGCCUGCGCUCACGCCGCACAGAACGACAGGCUCCCAGUCCAAACCGUCGUUCAAGUCCUCUUCUACGAGCAACAACGCCUUCGAGACACCAUUGACAACGAUAACAACACUGCCGUCGACCAAUAUCCCACUCCCAAGGUCCCGCUCCACUCCACCGACAUCCAUCCCGUCGUUGUCCCUCCUCAUCAUUACAACGACGAGCUCUCCAUAUUGAAGCGAGAGAACCAGGACCUCAAGAUCGAGCUGCUCAAGAUGAAAAUGAAGCUCAAGGAAAUCGAGAAAUCGUCCAGUACUACUAGUAGUGCCAGGCCAGCAGCUGGGAGUACUACUACUCCAAUGGGGAUCAGCAGAUCGUCACCUUCUGCAGACAAGCCUCCUCUGCCUCCUCCUAAGAAGUCGUUCAUCAACUCGGUGUCGAAGAAGUUUGGGAAGAUAAACCCUUUCGUGCGUCUUGAUGUUGUGUCGCCAUCCAAAGGUCGCACCAGGCCGCCUAAAGAUCGACGCCAUUCUGUAUCUUGAGACCACAACAAGGGAUCGUAUGCGUCAUGUGUUUAUUUGGUAUAUAGUUGCGUCUGUUUCUGUAUUGGCUUUUUCAGGUUUGGGUUACUACUACACUUCUCUGGUUAAUUUGUGUGUUAUGAUAAUGUAAAUAAUAUUUUUGUAACCAUUGGUUGGUGGACCAGGACAAGAACAGAGGCAACUAAAACCGGAAUAUUUCUGUGUUGGAUGAUCAAUGUUUUUUUUCAUGAAGUGAUAUGAUAUUUUUUUUUAUGAAAAGCAAAAUUAA
Linum tenue is the source of this 3270-nucleotide messenger RNA. Lineage: Eukaryota; Viridiplantae; Streptophyta; Magnoliopsida; Malpighiales; Linaceae. The record is from the annotation of a GenBank genome assembly.